This is a messenger RNA of Thyridium curvatum, 825 nucleotides long. RefSeq lists its product as uncharacterized. The transcript is spliced from 3 exons. Lineage: Eukaryota; Fungi; Ascomycota; Sordariomycetes; Thyridiales; Thyridiaceae. The record is from RefSeq and is a predicted model, not a curated record. The coding region runs from base 1 to 825 and encodes 274 amino acids.
AUGCGAACCUUUGAUCCUCCUUCGCCACGUUACUACAAGGCGUCCCUGCGGACUCGCGGACAGGAUUCCGACGCCAUGAGGCGGAUGCAGGCGAUGUGGGAUGGCAUCUCCAACUGUCGACAUUGGGGCGUAACCUAUGGGGCGCACUCAUGGGGUUAUACAGUCCUUCGUACAAUCUACUCGGAGGAGUCCAACGAGCUAUGGCCUGUUGCUUUGGCCAAAUUGGAGCGCUGGGUGACCCAAUACUUUGUCCAUGAGACGCGUCUGGCAGUGCCACGCUUUACCGACGGGUCGGUCAAUGAGGAAAUGGGUCGCCGCUUUGUCCUCGAAACCUUGCAGGAUCCUCAAUCAGAACCUCUACAAAUUCCCGACAUGUCCAAGGCCAGCCGCGCUGAGAUCUUGGCUCUUGCCGACGUCUUUGAUGCUUGGUAUUACGAUGUUGUUGGUGGCAAUCAGGAUGCUCGUAGAUUCAAUCCCAGGUUCUGGGACUUUCUCGUCAUUGAUGAAGCUGCACUCCGGUCCCUUGUCAAGCUCCCUGAUGAGCUACCACCUACAGACCCAGCCCCUCGCGAAGAACGAAGGGCACGGGAUAUAUACUGGGACUUUGCAUAUGUCUGGCUGGUCGAUCCACAGGCCGCGAGGCGUUAUAAGGGCAUUGACAACGAUGAGAAUUACGAUGGCGUAAUGAAGCUCAGCCCUGCGGACAUACCGAGCUCUUGGUUCGAGAGGGUCGCAAUGACGCUGCAAAGUGAUAGUCACAUAUUUCUCCGCCAGGAGAUUCCUACAGGGUCCGGGUCCCUCUGGUACCGUACUCAAGGCUUUUGA